Cyphellophora attinorum is the source of this 762-nucleotide messenger RNA. RefSeq lists its product as uncharacterized. The record is from RefSeq and is a predicted model, not a curated record. Bases 1 to 762 code for a protein of 253 amino acids. NCBI's taxonomy places the organism in Eukaryota, Fungi, Ascomycota, Eurotiomycetes, Chaetothyriales, Cyphellophoraceae. The transcript has a single exon.
AUGAGAUCAAUACUAUACGCCAACCUUGCAGCGACAGCAUGCGCCUUUCCCCUCUUCGCACGCCGAAGCACAACAUAUAACGUCGUGUCUGUGGACGGCCACGACUCAUUACCACAAGAUCUUCAGAUACGCAACCCAGAGCCUAUACCAGCAUCAUACUCAGUGGUACCGGUCGACGGCGGUCCAAGUGCCAACGUACCGAAUAAUGCACCGCCUCCGCCUCCAACAGCGACACAGACCGAGACACUCAUUGCCACGCAUUUGGCCACGAUCACAAUAACGGACCAAGAGACACCGGCAACGGUGGUUGUGACGGUGACUGAGCCUGCAGCAGCACCCGCACAGCCGACCGUCACGCCGCCACGAGAAAUCGUUACGGUGACCGAUACUGUGUCUGCGAGUGGAAUUCCACAGACAACACCGUACGACAACGGGAUGUGGCACACAACGUAUUACUACACCACUGUGAUACCGACGCCAUCGUCCACUUCAAAUUCAACUCCAAGCCCAACACCUAGUACAACACAGCAGCAAAACUGGCACAACAUACCUGCUGUGCCAACAUCAUCUCCAUCGUCACCACCCGUGGCCGAGAUUCCGCAACCUGCGACCGAUGCAGAUGCAGACCCGGCGCUUGCGGGUGUUCAGCUGAUUGGGGAGCCAGUGAUGCAGCCACCGGCGGACUCGGACCGAGCGGCGUGGCUAGCGGGUGAGUGGGCACCCUGGGCUCAGGGCGGUCGUGGGAAGGGUGGAAGGUCGUGA